GGUUAAAUCUAUAUUUUCAGACAACUUUCCGUUAAGUUUAGCGCGCAAAGAUUGUAUUUGUCGUUUGUGCGGCCGAUCAGUCAUCAUUGUGCAAGGAUGUUGCAUCACGUCUGUCAUUACGAGUAUGAAAAACAGUUGACAUUCUGUAUGUUUACCAGGGCCUUGCAACUCCAUCAAAACCAGGGACAAAGCAGAAGAGUGCUACGAUAGAGGGCGCUAGUAUCACCGGGUGCAGCUGCUGGUGAGGCUCGCAAACUUUAACACAUUCAAAUUGGUUAAUUCGUGAGGAAUACGAAAAGUGUCUUCUAAAUGUUCAAUUAUUCAUAAUACAUUCAUAAGAAACAUCUGAAGAAAGCGCGAACAUCCAUGCUAUAUUUUCUAACUGCUUGCGUCUCGCUAAUCAACGCAGUGGCCAAGCACAUUAGAAGUAUUGUUGGCAGCAGUUCGUAUUUUAGUUCUUGUAAGAAGGUGCUGCAGGAGAGCGCGUUACUGUAAUGGUUUUCACCAGUUUCCAACACGUUAAGUAUGGGAGUUGAAAGGACUUUGAUGUUUAGGUUGGGAUCGUUGUAAUAGCGCUUGUAGUUUAGUUUAGUUUAGUUUAGGUUAUGUGAAAUGCCGGGAGCACAUGUUUUCUGUCAUGUAUUUGGCAAGUACGGAAAAACUGAAUUAGACUCAAGUUGAUUAAUGUAAUGUAAGUGCCUUCGUUCUAUGUAGAAGCUUCCGAAGUUAAAAUGUUAUGUUAUGUGGUAUUAUUGGUUUCAUUCCUGUCAGUUUGUGAAUCGUCAGAGUUUUGUUCUGUUAAUCCUGGGGAAGUAAAUAAUGACUGCUUAGAAGCAUCAAAGAUUACGGCGAGACCUAGGUUUCUGUUUUAUGAUGUGAAUCCCCCAGAAGGUUUUAAUUUAAGAAGAGAUGUCUAUAUGCGACUUGCUGUAAUGAUUCGUAAACUUUCAGAAAAGGCAGACUGGCAUUUGGUUUUGCCUCCCUGGCCAAAACUCUAUCAUUGGAGAUCACGUGUUUCACAAGAGAGACUUCCAUGGAGUUUAUUUUUUGAUCUUGAAAGCUUGCAAGCCUUUGCUCCCGUGAUGGAUUUGCAGCAGUAUAUUACUGAAUAUGGUGUGUCGAGUAUUGAACAAGUAUAUAUUCUUCAGCAUUUCAAGGAUGACUGGGCAGCUGGACGAUUUGAGGAAAAGCAAAGUAUAGAAGUUUGUAAUGAAACUCCUCCAUAUGUAUUGGAAGAAGAUGGAAGAUUUUCAGGAUAUUUCUGGGGUUUUAAAAACUUAACUGCUUCCAACAUGGCAUGUCUAUCGUUCCAUGGAAGAGCAUUUCAGCUUGCAAAAUACCUUUCAGGGUCACAAAUAAGAACAGUAAUGGUAGAUCAUGCUGAAGUAGUACUACAUGAAAGUUAUGGUGACAAAGAGUACUGGCAAGCCCGACGCAGUAUGCGAUUUUCAAAAAAACUGGUAGAGAAAGCUGUUAAGUUUCGUCAACAAGUUCUCAACUCUUCUGAUGAAGCUGAUAAAACAGUUCGACCUGAAGAUUGGCGUAAAGAAAAGGGAGGGCGAACAGCGCUAGGAGGACCCUAUCUGUGUGUUCAUAUGCGAAGAAGAGAUUUCUUGUGGGGUCGGCCAAAAGAGGUUCCAUCUCUUCCAUCUGUAGCUCAACAAUUACGUUACCAUCUAUCUAAAUUGCAACUCAAUGUAGUGUUCAUUGCAACUGAUGCUCCUGACAAAGAAUUUCAAGAAAUUCAGUCUGCAUUAUCAGAUUAUACCAUUGUGAAAUACAUUGCAAGUGAGGACGAAUUGUUGGAGAUAAAAGAUGGUGGAGUUGCAAUUGUCGAACAAAUUAUAUGUUCACAUGCUCGGUUCUUCAUUGGCACAUAUGAAUCAACGUUUUCAUUUCGCAUUCAAGAGGAACGUGAAAUAAUGGGAUUUAAACCUGAUACCACAUUUAAUAGUUUAUGUGGAGAUGGCUCAAAUGGUUCUUGUAAACAACCAUCACGUUGGCUGGCUGUAUUUUAAUUAUCAUAUAGUAUUUUAUUUCAAGUAAUUUAAAUGUUAAUAGCUCUGAAAAAUUGAGCUAUGUAAUGUGCCAUAUUUGAUUGUUUCCUUUCUAGUUAUAUAUUUAAAUUGUGACAAUAAGAGAUUUAAAUCAUUUCUAUGUACAAGUCUUUAUAUUAAUAAACAAUGAAAUCGUUAUAUUAUUUUUAUGUAACACUACUUUCUAUUUAACAGAUGAAAUUAAAUUAGAUGGUCUCAAUGGUAUAAUGCAAAUAAUUGACCCAAAGGCUUUUCUAAAUGGCUAUUGGUGAACAUUAAUUAUUCUAAAUCUAUCUAAAUAUUAACUACUGUUGAUUUUAAUGUUUUCUAAUAGAGUAUAGGUACAAACUAUUUUUGCAUGUUUUGUGGAUUGUUUAAUUGAUUAAACAAGUAGAAAAUAAAAAUGACUUGUAAGACAAUUUCAAAGCACACUUCAUAUCAGAAUGGUAAUCAAAAGUAAAUUUCAA
Molecule: messenger RNA, 2503 nt
Organism: Gryllus bimaculatus (two-spotted cricket)
Lineage: Eukaryota; Metazoa; Arthropoda; Insecta; Orthoptera; Gryllidae
Source: the annotation of a GenBank genome assembly